Seriola dumerili (greater amberjack) is the source of this 885-nucleotide messenger RNA. RefSeq lists its product as uncharacterized. Gene Ontology annotation, biological process: response to bacterium. Bases 1 to 885 code for a protein of 294 amino acids. The record is from RefSeq and is a predicted model, not a curated record. NCBI's taxonomy places the organism in Eukaryota, Metazoa, Chordata, Actinopteri, Carangiformes, Carangidae. The transcript has 5 exons.
AUGCUGAUCAUAUUCCAUCUACUGCUGUUACUCAGAGCGGGACGAUGCACCGAUGAUCUGAUCUUUGAGUCAAAGACUGUUGGUGUUGGAGAUGAUGUGAAGUUGACGUGUACCCGCCCGACAUCUGAUUAUGACAUCAGCUUAUUUUGGAUCAGGCUCGUUUCUGGGAAGUUCCCUGAAAUCUUGGGAGGAACAUUUGCAUUUGAUUAUGAUGGUGUUAAUGACAUUCCUCGCAUUACAGCAAAACAGGAGCCUGGAACUUUUCUUCUGCAUAUUAGUGAAGCAGAGCUAAGUGAUACUGGAGUUUACUACUGCAUGAAAGUACAACAGAUUGACAUGAAAUUUGUAACAGGAACAUAUCUGAGAAUUAAAGGACCAGAACCUGAUAUCACUAUGGUCAUUCAAGUCCCUCCAUCCAAUCCAGUCCGUCCAGGAGACUCAGUGGCUGUCCAGUGUUCAGUCCUCUCUGACUCUGAGAAGACAACAUGUCCAGGAGAUCACAGUGUGUACUGGUUCAGAGCUGGAGCAGGUGAAUCUCAUCCCAGUUUAAUUUAUGCGCAUGGAAACAAUGAUGAUCAAUGUGAAAAGAGUCCUGAGGCUCCGUCGACACAAAAAUGUGUCUACAACUUCUCAAAGAUCGUCAACUCCUCUGAUGCUGGGACUCAUUACUGUGCAGUGGCCACGUGUGGAGAGAUAUUAUUUGGAAAUGGAAUGAAACUGGACAUUGAAGAAUUGUGGGAUUUGCAGAAGGCCAGUACAGCUCUGUUAUGUGCUACUUUGGCUAUAAGUCUGAUUGUUAUUGCCUUCCUGAUUUAUAUCAUCAAGAAGAAAACUUGUGAUUGUUACAAAGCUGCAGAUGCUGCAACAGGCAGUGGUUACCAGUGA